Messenger RNA from Helianthus annuus (common sunflower), 477 nucleotides. RefSeq lists its product as uncharacterized. Lineage: Eukaryota; Viridiplantae; Streptophyta; Magnoliopsida; Asterales; Asteraceae. The transcript has a single exon. Bases 1 to 477 code for a protein of 158 amino acids. The record is from RefSeq and is a predicted model, not a curated record.
AUGAAUAAGUUUGUGGAGGAGCAACAACUGUUCCAAGCAAUGCAGAGAUCACACAUGGAACAGUUGGCAAAGAUGCAAGAGGAUGAGGCAGCCCGAAGACGGGCGUGGGAAGAAGCAGAGGCAAUGCGUCAAAAUGAAGAAAGAGAAUUGAACCGACGCCGUUGGAGUGCCUUGUAUGUCUCUCAACAAAUGGCUGUUAAUAAUGCUAAGGUGCUCCCCGAUCAGGAGCGACACCAAAGAGAUUAUCAAGCCGGCCUCCCAUAUGCCGAGCACUUGGGAUGGACCAAUUACCCCGACCUUCCCCACCCACAAGGACCAUCCGACCCGACUCCUCAUUGGCCCGAAGCGGUAGGGUCUAGUUUUAUCCCGAUUCCGUACCAACCGCCGCCUCAAGGGGAGCAAAGUCCCCUCGAUAACUAUAGGGAGAUGUUCGAGGCCCUAUCAAUACCAGCCCAACCCGCCAGUGGAUCCAAAUGA